AUGAUCAGGAACACUCGAGGCGGCGAGACCGACGACCUGCUGGACGAGUGGCAAUGGCCUGCAGACUGCACCGCCCAGCGCGAGAUGGAGCGCCACUUACGCUGCCAGAUCUGCGGCGACUUUUUCCACGGUCCAGUGCUGCUGCCCUGCUCGCACACCUUUUGCUCGACGUGCGUACGUCGCUUUCUACAGAGCAAAGGCGCUCACGGGUGCUGUCCCGAGUGUAAGCAGCCGGUGGCGGCCCGUGACUUGGUGCCGAAUCGGGCGUUGGAACAAGUCGCGCUUCUGUUUAGCGCUUCCAAGCCGGAGCUGCUCAAGAGACUGCAAGGGAUAGUCGCGCGGGGAUCGAUCACGUCAGAUGUGCUGGACGUGGAGAGCACGAAGGAGAAGGAGAUGAAACAGCUGGACAGGGUUCAAGAGCGGAUGCCAUUGCUGUCGUACAGCGUCAUGAAGGACAAAGAAGUGCGGAGAUUAUUGGACGCGAUUCAUGUGCGAGUCCCGACGAAAAAUCGGGAGGAGAUUAUCCAGAUUCACAAAGAGUUUGUGCUGCUGUCGAAUGCGCAGGCGGAUUCCGUGAACCCAAAGAGCACGGCACAAGUGCGAGAGGAAGUCGUGCGGAACCAUCAUGCGAGGAUGCAGCAGAAAGCCAAGACUGAUGCACUGAGACGCAUCCAAAGUGGAAGCGACAAUUCUGAAAGCGGAAAUAUCGCGGCAUCGCCGGCGUCAGGUGUAUCGGUACAGAUGCGUGCAAAUUUCGACAAACUGCGACAGGAUAUUGCUGACAGAAAAGCAGGCAAACGGCCUCCAACGACGCCGUCACCCAGUGUCUCUUCCACUGAUACCCCACAAAAAAAGGCAUCAGGGAGAGAUGCAGCAACGUCGGUGGGUGUGUGGCGUCACUUUUGCGCAUUGGACACGAACAUGAAGCAGGAAUUUUACGUUAACUCCGUGACACAUGAAAUUCGCGUGGAGCUGCCGCCUCUAUCUGUGCGAGAACAAUCGCCCGCAAACCGCUACGAUGACCUGAGCGAUGUCGUGCGUGCCGUCGCUGAGAGAGACCCAGCAGAUAUAGGUUGUAGUGACGAAGCGAAGGCAGUGACUCCUCUCAGGGCGAAGGGAAAAACCAAGCGGGCAAUUGCUCCAGCAUUUGCUUCGCCGGACGCAACAUCUGAGUUUCAGAGCGCCACGGAAGAGACUAUCCUCUCGGGAAACGAGAUUGAAAACCAAGAGGGUGAACAGGAACAAGCGGACGAGAAAACGAAAUUGGACAGCCUGGGCAAGCACGCAAGAAAUGCCGACGCUACCGUCUCGACAAUGGAUGGCUCGGUCGAAGUUAUUGAAGACGCGGACGAAGCUGCCAGUGAGUGGCAGUGCUCUCGGUGUACAUUAGUCAAUGAAGCGACAUGUCAGCAAUGCGAAGCAUGCGGUUACGAACCAGCCUCUGUCCCUGCCAAGAAGCGCCUUCGCAAAAAGAUGCAUUUCCAAAGCAAAAUAGCGUUGUCAUAG
Peronospora matthiolae is the source of this 1506-nucleotide messenger RNA. NCBI's taxonomy places the organism in Eukaryota, Oomycota, Peronosporomycetes, Peronosporales, Peronosporaceae. The record is from the annotation of a GenBank genome assembly.